Molecule: messenger RNA, 2254 nt
Organism: Clarias gariepinus (North African catfish)
Lineage: Eukaryota; Metazoa; Chordata; Actinopteri; Siluriformes; Clariidae
Gene: npy7r
Product: neuropeptide Y receptor Y7
Exons: 2
Coding region: 12-1298 (428 amino acids)
Biological process (GO): G protein-coupled receptor signaling pathway
Cellular component (GO): membrane
Molecular function (GO): neuropeptide Y receptor activity
Source: RefSeq, a predicted model, not a curated record
AUGACAGCGUGAUGCUGUCGCGCUGCAGCAGGGAGAGAGCGCGCGCUGCACACUCUCUCACCCAGCGCGAGCCGCUGCUGUCCACUUUUAUUCCAGCGGCAGAGGAGCAGCGGACACUUAAUGGCACAUGCAUGAAUGUUCUUGGACCCAUCAGAAGUAAAACCCGAGCCAGCAUGGGCCCUUCAGACCCAGCUAAUGUCACCAGUGAUAUUCUCAAUGGGGAGGGAGAAUAUACCUACUGGCACCAGAACAGUCUUGGCAACAGCAGCAUGGAAUUUCAUAAGCCUGUCUUUGUGGAUGACAUAACCAAGCACCUCGGUGUUCAGAUAGUACUUAUAACUGCUUAUUCGCUUAUAAUCAUCCUAGGCCUGGUUGGUAAUACACUAGUUAUUUACAUGAUCGUUAUAUAUAAAAACAUGCGUACUGUUACCAACUACUUCAUCGCCAAUCUUGCAUUAGCUGACCUUAUGGUAGACACGAUGUGUUUGCCCUUCACCUUGGCAUACACUUUGCUGGACGAGUGGAAGUUCGGGGCAGUGAUGUGUCACAUGGUGCCUUAUGCCCAAGCUCUCAGUGUCCAUGUGUCUAUUCUGACACUAACCGUGAUCGCUCUGGAGCGUUACAGGUGUAUUGUGUUUCAUAUGGGCCAGCGUCUCUCCAGGUGUGCAAGUUUCAUUAUCAUCGGCUUGAUUUGGGCUUUUGCGGCCAUCCUUGCUGGACCUUUGGCUAUUUUUCGGGAGUACCGCUAUGAGGAGAUUGCCUACAUUAACUUACGGAUCGCUGUGUGCUCGGAGAAAUGGCCCCAUGGAACUAACCGAGAUGCCAUAAUCUACAGCUUCUCCAUGCUUGUGUUGCAGUAUGUGCUUCCACUAGGCAUUAUCAGCUAUGCAUAUGUGUGCAUCUGGGUCAAACUGAAGAACCACGUCAGCCCGUCUAACCGCAAUGACGGCAUCGCUCGUCGCAAGAAGACAACAAAGAUGCUGGCACUAGUGGUUGUGGUUUUCGCAGUGUGUUGGCUUCCUUUCCAUGUAUUCCAGCUAGCUAGUGAUCUCGACCUGGUCCUCAAGUUUAAAGAAUACAAGCUUAUUUAUACUCUGUUUCACAUAGUGGCCAUGUGCUCAACUUUCACCAAUCCUUUGCUCUAUGGAUGGAUGAACAAAAAUUACAGGAAUGGCUUUAUCAUGUUCUUCCGCUGUGAGCACAAACCUGACACCAUCCAUCCUGAGGGUUCUUUCAGAACUCGAACCCUGCGAGGUUUAAUCUUGUAUGGUGACAGACAACCUGCAACUGCGGUCUGAUCCAUGACACAACAUAAUAUACCGUAUAUAUGGGAUUUGUUUUUUGUUGUUGUUGUUUAAGGUAUUCAAAUGUGUAAACAUUCUGCAUGCUGUAUACUGGAUAAAUACAGUAUUUACUUUUGAUGAGUGUGUUUUGUACAUCAGCAUCUGUAAUUUUACCUAUGGUGUGUUCAACCUGUCUAUGCUGUCUCUGAAUACUGUUAAGCUAAAAAUGGAAGUUAUUUAAAAUUUAUUUUCACAUGUGAUGAAUAAAUUCAGCUUGGCAGUUUGUCUAUCUAACAACACCGCCUUUGUUAAUGUUUUAUCUAGGGUGGCUGCUGCAUUGUUAUGUAAUUGAAACUAAGGAAAGCACAUUGUUCAGCACAAUCAGUGCAGCGAGGAUAUCAGUUAUUAUCUCAGCUAGCAACAGCUGCAUUUGUGUAUAUAUACAGUAUAUGGCUUUCUGGAAGGAUGACUGUUUCUUAAGGUAGAGAAUAAAACAAAAAAUUAUGUCAAAAAUAAUAAAACUGCCUUAAUAUAUACUGUAAUAGCAACUGUAUGUCCUGGAUUUUUACAUCUAUAAAAUGUGGUACAUUUUAGUCAUGUAGUGUUUUACACAUUUGUGUGUGUGUGUGUGUGUGUAUCCUAGAGUAUGCACAAUAACACAUCUUUUAAAAGAAAUUCAUCAAAAUAAUAUUAUACUGCAUAUCAUAUGAGCCUAAGAGUCUAGAUGUAGUAAUUAAUAGAACAGGGCAAGAUUCAAAAAGUUGCACAUUAAAUAGGCAAGGGAAAAGAUGUUUAUUUAUAAAUGUAAAUAAAACCUUUGAACUUACCUUUAAUGACACCCUUCAGAACUUACUGUUCCUCUAACAAAAACUUUGUCACAAAUAUAAUUAGCAAACUAUUUUCUCUAUUUUAUUUUAUUUAUAAUAAACACCAUUCAAAAAUAAUAUUAACAAUACAAAACAAAUUAUUGC